GCCGGCGACGGCCCCGGGGAGGCGCCGACCGGCCCAGAAGCCGAGCAGUUCCCGGAGAGCUCGGAACUGGAGGAUGACGACGCCGAGGGCCUGUCGUCCCGCCUCAGCGGCACCCUGAGCUUCACCAGCGCCGAGGACGAGGAGGAGGAGGACGACGAGGACGACGACGAUGCUGGCCCUGACCCGUUGCACCCCCGGGACCAGGCUGCGGGAGACGACGCAGGCCCAUCCUGUGCUCAUGCAGAACGGAGUCCCCCACCUGAUGGGCAGCGAGGCAGUCAGCCCCUGACGCGGCAGUUGCAAGAUUUCUGGAAGAAGUCCCGGAACACCCUGGUACCCCAGCGGCUGCUCUUCGAGGUGACCAGCGCCAACGUGGUCAAGGACCCGCCCUCCAAGUACGUGGCCUGGGUCAUUUCAGACGAACCUCAGCUCUACACCCUCGCCGUGAUGGGCCCGGGGCCGCCGGAUCGCCAGCCGGCCCAGAUCUCCCGCCGUUACUCGGACUUUGAGCGGCUGCACCGAAACCUGCAGCGGCAGUUCCGGGGCCCCAUGGCGGCCAUCUCCUUCCCCCGGAAGCGCCUGCGCCGGAACUUUACUGCAGAGACCAUCGCCCGCCGCAGCCGGGCCUUUGAGCAGUUUCUGGGCCACCUCCAGGCCGUGCCUGAGCUGCGCCAGGCCCCGGAGCUGCAGGACUUCUUCGUGCUGCCCGAGCUGCGGCGCGCGCAGAGCCUCACCUGCACCGGCCUCUAUCGGGAGGCGCUGGCGCUCUGGGCCAAUGCCUGGCAGCUGCAGGCCCAGCUGGGCAUCCCCUCGGGCCCAGACUGGCCCCUGCUGACUCUGGCCGGGCUGGCCGUGUGCCACCAAGAGCUGGAGGACCCUGGGGAAGCCCGGGCAUGCUGUGAGAGGGCCCUCCAGCUGCUGGGGGACAAGAGUCCUCACCCCCUGCUGGCACCCUUUCUGGAGGCCCAUGUGCGGCUCUCCUGGCGCCUGGGCCUGGACAAACGCCAAACAGAGGCCCAGCUCCAGGCCCUGCAGGAGGCAGGUCUGACCCCCACACCACCCCCCAGUCUCAAAGAAUUACUCAUUAAGGAGGUGCUGGACUAACCUGGCCCAGACUGAAGGCCACUGUGGGGAGAGGCACUGCCCCUAGAAGGGCGCUAGAGUCGGGGCUGAUGAGGACAUGGACAGCAGCUGGGAGGCUAUAGGGGGUGCUGGGAACCCCUAGAAGUUCCACAGAGAAUUUGCAGCAGACCAAGGAAACAUGGUUCUGUUGAGCUGGGCUCAGGACAAGCUUGGGCUGGGAUGGUGCAGGGAGAAAGUCUGAUGCAGCCUCUCCAGCUUAUGAAUAUCUGGGGACUGUGCCCCAGGUCAGGGUCAAUGUUCCCCUUUCCUUGGGCCUCCAAGCCAGAGGCAGCCUGGCCAAAGGGCCAGGGACUCUGCCUCUGGAAUCCUGGAGUUGAUGGCUGGAGGGAAGGCUGCAGUUCUGGCCCAGGGGAAUUAAACACCAGCAGCUCCA
Molecule: messenger RNA, 1516 nt
Organism: Vicugna pacos (alpaca)
Lineage: Eukaryota; Metazoa; Chordata; Mammalia; Artiodactyla; Camelidae
Source: RefSeq, a predicted model, not a curated record